Dermacentor silvarum is the source of this 1986-nucleotide messenger RNA. RefSeq lists its product as uncharacterized. The coding region runs from base 203 to 1969 and encodes 588 amino acids. The record is from RefSeq and is a predicted model, not a curated record. Gene Ontology annotation, molecular function: CoA-ligase activity. The transcript is spliced from 11 exons. NCBI's taxonomy places the organism in Eukaryota, Metazoa, Arthropoda, Arachnida, Ixodida, Ixodidae.
GUUCGUGUAAAUUAUAACUUUUUCUAACUGAUUAGUAAAGCGCCCGCGAAACAUAGGUUGCUUAUCCUGCCAUUAUAAGAAUGUGAACCACCACAUCCAAGUGGCACUGCACUGAGUAGAUUCAACGCCGUUGCUCUACUACAAGUCUUUUUUAGAGUGGUGCACAGUAUUGGCCCCUUCACUCUCGUGAACUGCUUGGGCAAUGGAGAAUCUCAUUCGAUCGCACCUGCAAAUCAUGGAGCUCCCUCCGGGAAAGUUGGCAGGAAACUGCGAGGAAUGGCCGUGCAGCAGCGAAGCCGAAAACUCAAGUCAAACGGUAGGCGAGCGCAAGAACAUCUUGCUAGCGGCUACAACGCAAGCACCAAUACAAGAGGGCAUUGUGCACUCUCCGUACAAGCAAUCCAAGACAGUGCUGCUGUCAUUUUCUGAAUUCCUCACUGAAAAACUUCGACCCCACGGAAACAGAAUUGCACUGACCGAUGGAGAGAGGAGCGUUACCUAUAAACAACUUCUGAAGAAAUUUCGCUGCUGCGCCGCCAUGUUUCAAGCUCAUCACGUUGGUCCUGGAGACAAAGUAUACUGCCAUUUAGAAAACAGCAUCGAAGCUUUUGUGGCACUCUACAGCAUUGGCGUUGCCGGGGCUACCGUUGUCCUGAGUGAUCCAGAAUACAAAGAAGGAGAGGUUCAACAGCACAUGAAAAACUGUGACGCGACAUGUGUGGUGACUGACCUUCGCCAUUCAUUCAAGUUCAGUCCUGGAGACCGAGACAAUGGCAUAAAGGCAUAUUUCGCUGUUGGUGACGUGCUUGGAUUUAUUUCAAUUUCCAACUUUGACACAUACAAUGAAGAGGAUUACCAAGAGGUCAGAAGGUGCCCAGGACGCGUCCUUGUCAUGGCAUACACCUCUGGAACAAGUGGCCAAUCCAAAAGCGUUGAAAUCACAGAGGAGCGAUUCCUUCGAAAAGUCUGCGGCAUGGAAGUCACCGGCCUGUACAGCGCGGACGACGUCUGUCUGGCUUGCGAAUACCUCACCAUAUACCUGUCAUUUUCCUUCAACUUCAAGUUCAUAUGCUGUGGUGCCCGCCUGGUGAUCAGUGACAAGUAUUGGUCCGUGCGGGACUUUCUUUCAACGGCCAAAAAUGAAAAGGUGUCCUUUCUUAUGACGACACCUUCGGUGCUGUAUCUGCUGGCAAGCGCAGUCGCGGCUACGGGUACGAGGCUUCCAUCACUGAGGAAGGUGGUCAGCUUAGGUGGAACUCUGCCGAAGAGCACGGCGGGGCUGGUGAUCUCGGCAUUGAAGCCAACGGAAUUCAGGAACGUGUAUGGCCUGUCUGAGGCGAGCGGAGUCGUCUGCUGCCCCCCAGCUGGCCAGUUAUGCUUCGACAGCGUGGGCUUUCCUGUUGCCGACACACAGGUGAAGAUCUGUGAUCCGAAGUCCAAGAAGACGAUGGCUCCGCUGGAACGUGGUGAAAUAAUGGUGCGCUCGCCGAACAUGAUGGUAGGUUACUACAAUCACUGCGAGGCAACAGCUGCCGCUCUCGACGUUGACGGCUGGCUUUGCACAGGGGACAUGGGCUACUACGACGUCUCUGGUCUGCUAUUUGUGACCGAGCGGCUGAAAAGCGUCAUCAAGUGCCUAGACACCAAGGUGGAGCCCUUCGAGGUAGAGCAAUGCGUUCUAGAGCUUCACUAUGUGGCCGAAGUAGCCGUGCUCGGGGUGGCGCACCCGGUGCUCGGAGAGGCACCGGCCGCCAUUGUGGUCCUGCGACGAGAAUGGAAGGCGGAGAAACAGUGCCACAUCGCAAAGCGGAUCAAAGAACACGUGGCAGAGAGAUUGGCUAUUUACAAGGGACUACACGGCGGGAUAGCUUUCGCUGAAGAGCUGCCCAAAAACAGAAGAGGGAAACUGCUGAAGCACCUUCUGAUGACUGAGUUUGUAAAGCUUAAGAAGGCCGGAACCUUUUAUUAAACGCUGUCGAGGACAUA